AUGGCUCGCCGCAAGAAGCGCAAAGCCGGAGUCUCCCUGGCGGAAGCCAAGAAGAGGUUCAAGAACAUGAUGGGCGCAAUGGUGACAGGAAACGGUUCGGGCAAGUCGGGCAAGUCGGGCAAGUCGGGCAAGUCGGGCAAGUCGGGCAAGUCGGGCAAGUCGGGCAAGUCGGGCAAGUCGGGCCAGACUGGGCAAAAUUCGAAGAAUGGCGGAUGUGAUGAUGGCGCCACGACAAUGGGCUUGGCUACUGAAUUGGGCAUGCCAUCGCGACAGAUGGCUUUGACGGAUGAGGCGAGCAUGCUGGCGGCGUCGGUCCGGCUAACGCCUGACUUUCCCUACAAGUCGGCCAAGUCGGUGCUGGUGGUUGGCGAUGGCAAUCUUUCCUUUGCUCGUGGACUGGCUCUGGCCAUGGCUCGGCUUCCUGGCGAGCGAAAGCUGGUAGCGACGACAUAUGAUGCCCGCGGCGUGCUCUUUAGCAAGUACGUGGGCAUGGAUGCCAUCGUCAAGAGCCUGACCUCCGAGGCCAUGGCUCCAUGGGUUUCGCUGGCGCACGGCGUUGACGCGCGGUCGCUGCAUGGAGACAACGCGCAUCCGGUUGUGACUGCCAACGCACCCUAUGAUGCCGUUUUCUUCACCUCGGCCCAGGCCGUCCUCACCCCUGAUGGCGUGGUUGAGGUGGCACUCCGCGACACGACGUUUUACAACUCGUGGGACAUCGAUGGCGCCGCCGUCGACGCAGGCAUGGUCGCCGUCAAGACCUAUCCCUUUGAUGCUGCCCACUUUCCCGGUUACCGCAAUGAGCGGACGGCCUCGGGCGGCCGCGCUCGCGUUGCGCCUGAGCUCUCCUCGGCCGUCGUGCAUGUCUAUCGCGUCUCGCGCCGCAAGGCCAAGCGCAAGGCCGCCGCCGCACGCGCCGCCGCCUACAUCAAGGCCCACGCCCCCGCCGCUGCGCCUGCCACACCGUCCACCGCCGCCAGCGACGACGACGACGACGCCGCCCAGCCCCAUGACGACGAAGCGGCUACCGCCGCCGGGAUCGCCGCCGCCAACGCCGCCAAGGCUGCCGAACUUGCCGACGCCAAUGGCGACGUGCUCAUGGGCUUGGGCCUCGGCCGAUCUGGCGUGUCCAGCGCCCCGCGUGGCGGCCGGCGCGGCGGCAAGCACGGUGGUCGCGGCCGCGGCAACGGCCGCAAGGGCAAUCUCUCCACCUCGGUCCGGACUCAGACGCGCCUCCGCGCUGCCUCCAACCUUGUUCUCCCGCCGCUGCUUGACCACGCUCGACUGACGGGCACGAUCGAGGAGCUGGCCUCGCCGAGCACCUCGUCGUCGCCCUCGUCGUCGCCAUCGAUCUCCCCGUCUUUGUCGCUGACCACACACGAUGUCCUCGCCCACGCCGCCCGCCUCGCCACCGCCUCGAUCACCGAGUCUGGAUCAGAGGUCACGACGUCCGGCGAGCCCGUUGCAGUCCUUGCACGGCCUGGUCAUGGCUUUGUGGCCGGAGUGCUCGCCGGAUGGAUGGCCGCGCGGCCAGUCCUCCCUCUCUGCGUGGCCCAUCCGCCGGGCGAGCUGUCGUACGCCCUGCACGACGCAGCUCCGAGCACAGUGCUUGUGCAAGCUGGCAUGGAAGAGAGGCUGGCAGGUGAGGGCGUGGUGCCCGAGGAGACCGAGGUCGUCGUCAUGGACCCGCUUCCUCCCGCCGCUGCUCCGGCCGACCGCGACCUGGUCGACCAGCUGGAGCUCGCGCCGCAGGACGUCCGGGCGGCCGGUGCGUUCAUUGUGUAUACGUCUGGCACCACGGGCCGCCCCAAAGGCGUGGUUGUCUCGCAUCAUGCGCUGGUGGCUCAGGUCAACAUGCUCCGCGCAGCAUGGGCGUGGUCGUCGGCAGACGCGCUGCUCAACGUUCUCCCGCUCCAUCACGUCCACGGGCUGAUCAACGUCACCUGUUGCGCCCUGGCAGCCGAUGCCGCGCUCAAGCUUGACCCGGCUGGCUUUGAUGCUGCUCGGCUGGUGGAUGCUAUUGUGCAAGGUGAGGUCAAUGUGCUCAUGGCGGUGCCAACGGUCUACGCCCGGCUCAUCGAGCACGUGCAGGCGCUGCCGGCGGCGGAUCAGGCCGCGUUUCGCGCCGCGAGCGAGGCCAUGCGGCUGCAAGUCUGCGGAUCGGCGGCACUGCCCGAGCCCGUUCUCCGGGCUUGGGAGGGCGUUUCGGGCCACGUCCUGCUGGAGCGGUACGGGAUGACCGAGCUUGGCAUGGCGCUGUCGAACCCGUAUACGCCCGAGAGCGCGCGGCGGCCUGGAUGGGUGGGGAGCCCGCUGCCGGGCGUCACGGCGGCGCUGCGGGAUCUGGAGACCAAGGACAUGCUUGAUGCUGCUCACGAGGGUCCCGGCGAGCUCCUCAUCAAGUCGCCCGGCAUGUUCUCCGAGUACCUCAACAAGCCCGAGGCAACAGCGGCCGAGUUUACUUGCGACGGCUGGUUCACCACCGGCGACGCGGCCGCACGCGACCUUGCCACAGGUGAAUACCGCAUUCUCGGCCGUCUUUCGGCCGACAUCCUCAAGGUCUCUGGCUACAAGAUUUCCGCGCUGGAGAUCGAGCGCGCGCUGUUGGCGCUGCCGACCGUCCGCGACGUUGCGGUCGUCGGCGUCCCGCACGAGACCAAGGGUGAGUCGGUGGUCGCGGUCGUCGAGCUGGCGCGCACGUGGCACGACGGCGAUGAUGCGCUGCUCGCGCACCUUUGCGAUGGAGCUGCUAGUGAGCUCGCCAGCUACAAGAUGCCAUCACGGGUGGUGGUGGUGGACAGUCUCCCGCGCAACACCCAGGGCAAGGUCAUGAAGCGCGAGCUGGUGGCGCAGCUGACAUAGUCUGGCUUGAUCGGCAGCAAUAAACACGAUGCAUCCAGCAC
This is a messenger RNA of Thecamonas trahens ATCC 50062, 2900 nucleotides long. RefSeq lists its product as uncharacterized. The record is from RefSeq and is a predicted model, not a curated record. The coding region runs from base 1 to 2859 and encodes 952 amino acids. Lineage: Eukaryota; Apusomonadida; Apusomonadidae. Gene Ontology annotation, biological process: fatty acid metabolic process; rRNA base methylation. The transcript is spliced from 4 exons. Gene Ontology annotation, molecular function: rRNA (uridine-N3-)-methyltransferase activity; medium-chain fatty acid-CoA ligase activity.